GAUUAUACAUGAACAAUAACGUCAACAUAUAUCGCAUCGCAACCUGCCUUUCCGGGUAGAAUAUCAAAACAAAACGUAGUAGCACGAGACCCUCACGCAAAUACUACGCAGUCAUUCAUCCGCUAACAGUACACCGAAAAAUGAGUCUGUUAUCCGUUUUCUGUAUCCUCUCUUUAGGGAUCUUAAACGUCCUGGCAAACGCUGCAGUCGUCAAAAACAACAGGCCGAAAGGUUGGCAGUUCUACGCAAUAUGAUUAUUUUACCGUUUUUUCCCCGAUUUACACUAUUCUUUUGCCGCUUUUUAGAUUUGGCGUUGGUGACGACGAAAGCCCCGGUGUCAAAGUUGUUAACAGAAAAACCCACACCUAAGUUAGUUAGCAAAGAAAGGAAGCUCACUCGGAGAGAACGAUGCUGCAACCUUGGGCGAAAGGUGGCCAAAAUCGGAGAAACGUGCACCUAUUCGCCCAACGUCGAUGACAUUUUCCCCAACUCGCACUGGCACCAAAUGAAAACAGCAGUUUGGACAAGACGAAGCCACCCAAUCAACCGGCGACUGCUACCCAAGUGCAAACCGUUCAAAGUUUUCUACGAGAAAUGUUGCAACUAUGAGUAUUCGCUCAUCACCGAGGAUCUUCUUCGAGCCAAAAGGAAGAUCAAGCAGUACUUGAAAGAAAUAAGGAAACAUGAGGCAGGAGUUGAGGGGGAAGGAAGUGCUGACGAAGUGGGAGGUCUUCCUCAGGCGCAAGAUCAGAAACAGUUAGUAAAUUCGCAAUAGAACUUUAAAAUGUUAACUACAAUACUCAAACAAUCUAAAUUCAAACAGAGCCUUGACGAUAUUCCGGCCUUUAAAUUGUGUACAUAAAAGCAAUUGAUUACGUUACGUUUUUCAAGAACGUUCUGCUGCUUUUUUCUACAUUGAAGAGGGCAGUUGUAUUAUUCAGAUCUAUAUUUACCAAACAAAGCAGAAGUUACUGAAAGGUGGUGGGCGAAUCGUCCUUAUGGUGUAAAAUAUUUGUCCAGUUAGUUGAAUUCUUUACGUUUGGCUCAAUUUGGCGCUUUGGAAAGUGAAAGAUAUUAAUAAAAACUUUCCCGAAAACGUCAUGUUCAGAUCAUAAGUAUUUUUACAUGUAUUACGAUGACGCAUUUCAAUACAAUACUAAAAAGUAAUCAUACAUGUAUGCAAAGCUCUUAACAUAAAGGCAAUAUCAAAGUCCUUACAGAUGAUUAAAUGCACGAUGACGAAACAUGAACCACUAGAAAGUCUGUAUAAAUUACAUGGCCCCUUACGUAUAUGCUUUUUGAGCUGCUAGUUAAAUCCUGUAAGUACUUCUUGUUGUCAGUCAAAUCCCUCUCGCGACUGUGACAGCCAUUGUAAAACGAAUAAGCAUUUUUAAUCGAACAACGUGUGCAUGAAUGUUUCGACACUCCGAGGCAAGUACAUUAUAUACAAACAGUGUGUGGUCUCAGAUGCUCAGAACUUUGGGUAAUCGUCAACCUAGCUGAUUUAUCCGUAAUGAAGUUCGGAUGAAAAUGUUUAAUCUCAGUUUUAUAAAGGCAUUGUUUAACAUGAUCGAGAAGAAGUUUAAAGUUGAGAACUAGAAUACAGAGUAUUACAUAUAUAAUCAAAAAAGACCACUUGUAUAUAGAAAUAUUUUUUCCAUUAUUGGUAAUAUUGUACGAAUUGCAUUGAAAUAAUUCCUUUCUCAUAGCUUGUAAAUAAAAUACAGAUGACCGGAA
This is a messenger RNA of Porites evermanni, 1737 nucleotides long. The record is from the annotation of a GenBank genome assembly. Lineage: Eukaryota; Metazoa; Cnidaria; Anthozoa; Scleractinia; Poritidae.